AUGUCGUCUCUUACAUCUGUGGUUCCUAAACUUUACCAAGAAUACAUAACUAAAACACCUAAAAAAUUGAAGAUUAUUGAUGCUUAUUUACUGUAUGUGUUUUUGACCGCCGUGAUACAAUUUGUCUACUGUUGUCUUGUCGGCACUUUUCCUUUCAAUUCUUUCCUUAGUGGAUUUAUUUCUACAGUCAGCUCAUUUGUUCUUGGUGUUUGCUUGCGGCUACAAGUGAAUCCGGAAAAUAAGAAUGAGUUCCAGGGUCUGAGUGCAGAGCGUGGCUUCGCCGAUUUUAUAUUUGCCCAUCUUGUAUUGCAUCUUGUUGUCAUAAACUUUAUAGGUUAA
Molecule: messenger RNA, 339 nt
Organism: Parnassius mnemosyne (clouded apollo)
Lineage: Eukaryota; Metazoa; Arthropoda; Insecta; Lepidoptera; Papilionidae
Source: the annotation of a GenBank genome assembly